AUGUUGUUCUUUCUAUUGUUUUCAAUAGUUGGAGUGGAGGCUCGUGUCUCGUCAAUGGAUCCGGUGGCUUUCUCGAAUUCGCGGAUCUUGAAGAACUAUUGGGGAGAGAUGAGCUCGAGAAAUGGCUAUAAAUGGAAAGAGGAAUGGUACCCGGAGAUGCCGAUCGAUCAUUUUGCUUUCGCCAACAACUACACGUUUCCACUUCGGUAUUUCAUCAACACUGAAUCCUAUGAAUCCGGUGGCCCGAUUUUGUUCUACACGGGGAAUGAGGGAAAAUUGGAGGGAUUCGCCGAGAAUACUGGAUUUAUGUGGGAUAUUGCUCCUGAAUUCAAAGCGGCUGUUGUCUUUGCUGAACAUCGCUUCUAUGGGAAGACUCAACCGUAUGGAAAUGACAGCUAUACGAGCACGAAAAAUUUGGGAUAUUUGAGCUCCGAACAAGCAUUGGCCGACUUUGUGGUUUUGAUUGAUUACCUCAAGAAAGAACGACUCACUGGGGCGACUAAUUCACCUGUGAUUGCUUUUGGUGGAAGUUAUGGAGGAAUGCUAGCCGCUUGGAUUCGAGUCAAAUAUCCUCAUAAAGUUGAUGGAGCCAUCGCCGCUUCUGCACCCGUGUUUUGGUUUGGAGACUCCGGUGUUCAGGAGAAUAUCUACGACAAAAUUGUUACCCGGGCUUUCGUGGGCUCUGGUUGCAACUUCGAUGCUGUAAAAAAGGGCUGGGAUGCUAUUGAUGAAUUAUGUAAAACGGAUGAUGGACGAUCUUUCUUGAACAACUUGUUCCAUUUUUCUUCAAAGUCACGAAUUGAAAGCUCUAAAGAUGCCGUUUGGUUGAAAGGAUAUAUUCGUGAGACAAUUGAAAGUGUGGCUAUGGUGAAUUAUCCGGUUCCCACCAACUUUUUGGCCCCAUUGCCUGGUUGGCCGGUGAAGAAAAUUUGCCGACAUUUCCAACAAGUUGCACCCAACGAUAAAGAGGCCGCUGAACAAAUGUUUGAGAUUGUCAACCUUUACUACAACUCCACUGGAGAUAAGAAAUCGUUCUGUGCGAAUCCGGCUAGUUGCGAUGGUGCAUUCGCUGAAUUAGGUGAUCCCUUGGGUUGGCCAUGGCAGACAUGCACCGAGAUGGUGAUGCCGAUUUGCGGUGGCGGGCCACCAUCGGACUUUUUCUGGAAGGAUUGCCCAUUCACUUACGAUGGUGCAGCAGAAAAUUGUGCGCAAUGGUUCGGCAAAUUGGGCUACGACAAGAAGUUGUUCAGACCGCAUUGGGCCAUUCAGAAUUAUGGAGCCACAUUCCCUACCGCCACAAACAUCGUUUUCAGCAAUGGCUUUUUGGAUCCAUGGUCCGGCGGUGGCUGGGCCUUGAAACCCAAGGUUGAGGGAUCGCUUGUCAGCAUUAUUUUGUUGGAUGGAGCUCAUCACUAUGAUCUACGCGGAGCACAUCCACAGGACACUGCCGAGGUGAAGAAAGUGCGUGAACAAGAGAAAGGCUACAUUGCAAAAUGGAUCAAAGAAGCUCGCAAAAGAACA
Messenger RNA from Mesorhabditis belari, 1521 nucleotides. Lineage: Eukaryota; Metazoa; Nematoda; Chromadorea; Rhabditida; Rhabditidae. The record is from the annotation of a GenBank genome assembly.